This is a messenger RNA of Rosa chinensis, 1185 nucleotides long. RefSeq names its product deSI-like protein At4g17486. Gene Ontology annotation, molecular function: deubiquitinase activity. Gene Ontology annotation, biological process: protein deubiquitination. The coding region runs from base 149 to 814 and encodes 221 amino acids. The transcript is spliced from 4 exons. NCBI's taxonomy places the organism in Eukaryota, Viridiplantae, Streptophyta, Magnoliopsida, Rosales, Rosaceae. The record is from RefSeq and is a predicted model, not a curated record.
AAGUCCCAAAGCUUUGACCUUUUUUCCUCUGGCUGGAGACCCAGACCGAUCUAUUUCUCUCUCCGUGUUUCUUUCUGAACCCAAAGGCCCUCAAAAUGGACUGGUAAUUUGGAACCUGGGGCUGUUUUGGAAUUUCGAAUAGAGGAAAAUGGGGGCCGAGAGCACCUCCAGUGGGAUUGAUCGGAACGACAAGAGCUACGAGACUCCGGUGGUCUUGAAUGUCUACGACCUCACCCCUAUCAACAAUUAUUCUGUUUGGUUCGGUCUCGGAAUAUUCCACUCCGGUAUUGAAGUUCAUGGUAAAGAGUAUGGUUUUGGAGCCCAUGACUUCCCAGUUAGUGGAGUUUUUGAAGUGGAACCAAAGGCCUGCCCGGGUUUCAUUUACCGAUGCUCUAUUUCACUUGGUCGCAUAAACAUGCCUCCUUCUGAAUUUCGGACAUUUAUUGAGAAUGUUGCUGCAGAGUAUCAUGGGGAUACAUAUCACCUCAUCUCCAAGAAUUGCAACCAUUUUACGGAUGACAUAGCAUGUCGAUUGACAGAAAAACGGAUUCCUGGAUGGGUGAACCGGCUUGCUCGGCUAGGUUCCUUGUGUAGCUGUCUUCUUCCAGAAAGCCUUCAAGUGACCACUGUUAAACAGACUCCUGAAUACCAUCAUGAGUCAGAAGAUGGUACUGAAUCUCUAACAAUCACCACGCCUCGUGAGUCGACAGAAGUUGAUGACGAUCAAGAAAAGCGUCUGCUGUCACCUUUGGCUGCAGUGUCACCGAUGUCUGGAUGUGGGGAUGUGACUUUUGUUAAAGAGACUCACAAGUGAAAUAUAAAAUCGCAAUUCUUUUGAAAAAGAGGAAAGAAUCGCUCUCCUGCAGGGGGCUGUUAGGCAUGUUAUUCUUCACUGUCUGUAACAUGGAUGGGCUUACUAGGAAGGACAGUAGCUGCCCCUGUUUUCAGAAUCAGAGCUGCCUGAAUUGUACUGAUUGUUUGCAUGCACAAGUGUUGAUCUGAUUUGAUUUAAUUUUGAGUUUUGUUUUUUAUUACCAUUUCAACCUCGUUUUGCAGUUCCAUUUUUCGGAAUUGUGGAAUCUGAAAGUUGAAGGUAAUUUGUUGUAAUUUACUAAUUUAUGGUUUGUGUAUGAAGGCUUGGAAUGGGAGCUGUUUUGCUAGUGGAAAUUAUCUCUGUUUUCAAUC